Triplophysa rosa is the source of this 1758-nucleotide messenger RNA. It is a transcript of the gene slc25a17, whose product is annotated as solute carrier family 25 member 17. NCBI's taxonomy places the organism in Eukaryota, Metazoa, Chordata, Actinopteri, Cypriniformes, Nemacheilidae. The coding region runs from base 114 to 1067 and encodes 317 amino acids. Gene Ontology annotation, biological process: transmembrane transport. Gene Ontology annotation, molecular function: AMP transmembrane transporter activity; coenzyme A transmembrane transporter activity; ADP transmembrane transporter activity. The transcript has 9 exons. The record is from RefSeq and is a predicted model, not a curated record. Gene Ontology annotation, cellular component: peroxisomal membrane.
GGAAGUGUAUCAAGGGAACUUUACUGUACACACCAGCACUAACUUCAAAAUCUGGGUUUAAUUUCAAAUACAUUUGCGUUUCAUUCAAAUAAAGUAAAGAGAGUAAACAGAAGAUGGGAUCUGAAGAUUUGAAACUGAUGGAUGUUUUCUCAUACGAGAGUCUCGUGCAUGCAGUCAGCGGUGCUGUGGGCAGCGUUACUGCAAUGACUGUUUUCUUUCCUCUUGACACAGCCCGGCUUCGACUGCAAGUUGAUGACAAGAGGAAAGCCAAGUCCACCGCAGCCAUUCUGGCUGAGAUCAUCAAGGAGGAGGGGCUAUUAGCUCCAUAUCGAGGUUGGUUUCCACUGAUCUGCAGUCUCUGUUGCUCCAACUUUGUGUACUUCUACUGUUUUCAUAGCCUUAAGGACACCUGGUUGCGAGGUCAUAGGUCAACCCCAGGACGAGACCUGAUCAUUGGCAUUGUUGCAGGUGUAGUAAAUGUUCUUCUGACCACUCCACUCUGGGUUGUCAACACCAGACUAAAGCUGCAAGGGGCGAAAUUCAGAAAUGAGGACAUAAAGCCUACACACUAUAAAGGGAUCUUGGAUGCGUUUGCGCAGAUCGUGCAGCAGGAAGGAGUAGGAGCGCUGUGGAACGGCACGUUUCCCUCCCUGCUGUUGGUGCUGAAUCCUGCUGUUCAGUUCAUGAUCUAUGAGAGUCUGAAGAGGCAGCUGAUGAGAGGAGUGCACAGAGAGCUCAGAUCUGUGGAGGUGUUUCUAAUAGGAGCGAUUGCCAAGGCUGUAGCAACCACGAUAACCUACCCACUACAAACAGUUCAGUCCGUCCUACGGUUUGGACAGCAUGGACAGCAAGCAGAACAGUCCAAACUACUGAGCAGUCUGAGAUCUGUCAUGUAUCUGCUGAUCAAUAGAGUCAGGAAGUGGGGCAUGCUGGGAUUGUUCAAAGGCCUGGAGGCAAAGCUACUUCAGACUGUCCUCACUGCUGCACUGAUGUUCUUACUGUAUGAGAAGAUCACUAGCUCCACCUUUAGAGUCAUGGGCGUCAAACAACAUGUGAAGUUCCACUGACCUCCUACAGAACUUUAAUUUGCUUGCUGAUGUCAGAAGGUUUUCAUGGACUGACAUGAAGAUGUAGACGGUCUAUAUUAUGCUCAUGUGUACAUAAUAUAAUGACGACAGAUAUAUACAAAUGCAAAAUAUGAAUAUUGACAAAUGAGAUGUGCACAGCUUUUAUUUUAUUUUAUUUUGUUGUGUAGUUUCACUUGAAAACUGCAAGGAGACAUUAGUAAAGAGAGACAUUGAAUUUGUGUUUCUUUUGCCUUUGUCAAGGCAAAAUUUCAAUCAGGUCAUCUAUUUCAGGUUAAAAUCUCAAGCAGGGUUUCUAGAAAAAAAAUCGGUUUAAAAUAAGAUCUGGGAUUGUCUACGUAGUGUCAGAUUUAAAACAUGCGAAUGACGGAUCUGUUUUUGCUAACAUCCUUGCUGUAAACAACAAAAGCUGAUAUUAAAUCAGCCCUUUUGCUUUGAUAUGUAAUAUGGUAACAAACCCCCAAAACUGGUUUAUAACCAUAUUUAGAUGAUCAUUGUUUUUAAAACACUUUAAAGUUCAGACCUCUAGGCUUUAUUAUCCUUUGACUAUAUUUAAUAGUGGGAUGAAUGUUUAAUUCAUAAAAACUAUGAAAUGUCUAGGGAAAAUGUCUUAGAUGGUACUAUAAUAAAAUUCUUUAGUAAACGUUUUGCCUGUUUUAAAAAAUAUUGGUAA